CGAAAUGGGCGGAGUUUGCUUCUAGGGGUGGAGCAAAGAACUGAGGGAGUGCCUGCUGAGGUUUCAUUGCAGGAGUGCAGCAGUGCGGUGUGUUUCUAUAACUAUGGCCAACGCGAGUAACGCUCUGCUAGCGCGAGCGCUUUUACAACAGUGCCUGUAUGCGAGGCUGCAGGUGAAACCUCCCGAGCGGGGCUCCGAAGCUAAAUGGGUGGAGAUUCAGCGAGGACUUAUCAUCUAUGUAUGUUUCUUCAAAGGAGCCAAUGAAGAAAUUAUUCCAAAAAUGGUAAAUACACUCCUGAAUGUGAAGUUAAGUGAAACGGAAGGUGGCAAAUAUGUUUCUGUUUUGGAUUUACCAGGCAGCAUAUUAAUAGUUCCUCAGGCCACACUGGGUGGUAAACCAAAGGGAAGAAGCAUGCAGUAUCAUUCCAACAUUGACAAGGAAACUGGAAGUGCUCUCUAUUCCCAGUUUGUGACUCUGUGUGAACAAGAACUGGCUGCUAACACCAGAUGUACUGAAGCUGGUGUUGUUCUCAAGCAUGGCACAUAUGGAAACCGGCAAGUGUUGAAAAUGGAUACAAAUGGGCCUUUCACUCAUAUGAUUGAGUUUUGAAAAAUGAGUAAUUUGGUCAACGGCAUACUGUCCAGCAAAUGCUGCAUGGUUGUGCCAGUAUGUAACAAUAUAUGUAGACCGACUGGAAUGUUUGAAAGCAAAGAACUUCAGUAAAAUGAUAUCCAGCUAAAUAUAUUUAAUUAUUUAAACAGUCUCAAA
This is a messenger RNA of Hemicordylus capensis (graceful crag lizard), 769 nucleotides long. It is a transcript of the gene DTD2, whose product is annotated as D-aminoacyl-tRNA deacylase 2. NCBI's taxonomy places the organism in Eukaryota, Metazoa, Chordata, Lepidosauria, Squamata, Cordylidae. Gene Ontology annotation, biological process: tRNA metabolic process. Gene Ontology annotation, molecular function: D-tyrosyl-tRNA(Tyr) deacylase activity. The transcript has 3 exons. Bases 104 to 610 code for a protein of 168 amino acids. The record is from RefSeq and is a predicted model, not a curated record. Gene Ontology annotation, cellular component: cytoplasm.